This is a messenger RNA of Brassica napus (rape), 1785 nucleotides long. RefSeq lists its product as uncharacterized. The transcript is spliced from 4 exons. Gene Ontology annotation, molecular function: DNA helicase activity. Gene Ontology annotation, biological process: DNA repair; telomere maintenance. The record is from RefSeq and is a predicted model, not a curated record. The coding region runs from base 1 to 1785 and encodes 594 amino acids. Lineage: Eukaryota; Viridiplantae; Streptophyta; Magnoliopsida; Brassicales; Brassicaceae.
AUGCAUGGUCCUUGCGGUGCAGCAAAGAAGGAUAAUGUAUGUAUGGUUAACGGUAAAUGUUCUAAGAUGUUUCCGAAACCUCUCAACAUCAGGACAUCGAUUGACGCAAAUGGAUUUCCAGCUUACAUGCGUCGGAUUGAUGGUAGGUUCAUUGAGAAAAAUGGAAUCAGAUUAGACAAUGGAUUUGUUGUACCAUACAACAGAGACCUCAUGCUUCGAUAUCGCGCCCAUAUGAAUGUAGAGUGGUGCGUCCAAACACGAGCUGUUAAGUAUCUUUUCAAAUAUAUUCAUAAGGGACCUGAUUAUGCCUCAGCUGCAAUGGAUAAAGAAGAUGAAGAUGGCGUCAUUGACGAAAUCAAAACAUAUUACGACUGCAGAUAUAUUACUGCAUGCGAGUCGUCUUGGCGGAUUCUUGCUUUUCCUACACAUUUUCGUACUACUUCUGUAGAGAAACUUGGCUUUCAUCUUCCGGAUCAGGAACUGGUAUUUUUUGAUGAAGACGAACCUAUUGAGAGUAUUCUCAACAAAAAGACUGUCAACCAAACCAUGUUUUUGGCCUGGUUCAUAGCAAACAGAAAAUAUGCAGAGGCAAGAGAGUUGACAUAUGCGGAAUUUCCAACAAAAUUCGUUUGGAAAUCAGGUACGAGAGAAUGGGUACCACAGAAACGAGGCUUUGCGAUAGGGAGGAUUGCGCAUAUUCAGCCAUCAGGUGAUGAGCUAUAUUUCUUAAGAGUAUUGCUAAACUGGGUAAGAGGGCCGACAUCAUACGAGGAUAUAAGAACAGUUGAUGGUGUUUUAUAUCAUACAUACGAAGAUGCUUGCUAUGCGUUGGGAUUGAUGGAUGAUGACAAGGAAUUCAUAGAAGCUAUCAAAGAUGCCAGUGACUGUAGUUCUGCGACGUAUGCAAGGAAGCUUUUUGCGAGAAUGUUGGUUUCCAAAUCGUUGUCUCAGCCUCAUGUAGUGUGGGAAGCUACUUGGGAGUAUCUUACCGACGAUAUUCUUUACAAGAAGCGGCGAGAAACUGGAAGACCUGAUAUGAACUUGACCAUAGAGCAGAUUAAAAAUAUUGCUCUUAUUGAGAUCGAAAAUCAUUUGCUCAGCAAUGGUCGUAGCCUCAAGAAAUGGCCCCACAUGCCAAAGCCAGAAAAUUUAGGAGAUUACAACGGCAAUCGCCGUAUAGAUGAUGAGCUUAAUUAUGUUGUGGAAGAUCAGCUAAAGGAAAAUGAAAGACUUAUGGCGAUGAUAACAGAUGAGCAAAGAGGGGUAUACGAACAGAUUCUGGAUGCAGUUUUAAAUGAUAGCGGUGGAGUGUUCUUUCUUUAUGGUUAUGGAGCAUUGUUGUUGGAAGGAGGUAGAACCGCACAUUCCAGAUUUGGUAUUCCGAUAGAUGCAGACGAAUUCAGCACUUGCAAGAAAAUGGAGCCAGGAUCAGAUCGUGCAGAAUUAGUUAAAGCGGCAAAGUUAAUUGUAUGGGAUGAGGCGCCUAUGAUGAGCAGACACUGUUUCGAAACGUUGGAUCGCACUAUGCGUGAUAUUAUAAGAUUUUGUGAAGAAAAACCUUUUGGGGGUAAAGUUGUUGUUUUCGGUGGAGAUUUCAGACAGAUUUUACCGGUUAUACCUGGAGGUGGUAGAGCAGAGACUGUUUUGGCGGCUCUGAAUUCGUCAUAUCUUUGGGAGCACUGCAAAGUUCUGAAGCUAACAAAAAACAUGAGAUUGCUGGCUGGUCUUACUGAUGAUGCAGCAAAAGAGCUUGAAUCCUUCUCAACCUGGAUUUUGGAUAUAUGA